AUGUAUGAUCGUUUGAGGAAUAUUAGGAUUGACAAAGCCCCAGAAAUUGAUGAGUAUCAGGCCAUUGACUGCACCACCAUUACCUUGUUGCCUAAAGUAGCUAACCCUGUCACAGUCAAAGACUUUAGGCCUAUUUCGUGCUGCACUAUGCUGUAUAAAUUGAUAUCUGAGGUCAACGCAGCUAGGCUGCAGAAGAUGAUGCAUUACAUUAUUUUAGAAGCUCACGCAGGGUUUAUGCCUGGGAUAAGAAUAGCAGAUAACAUUAUUUUAGCACAUGAGUUUGUAAAAGCAUACAACAUAAAAUACAUUUCCCUCAGGUGUAUGUUGAAAGUGGACAUGAUGAAAUGGGUGUAUAUCUGGAGCAGCAAAAAGGCUAAGGCGGGGAACCUCAUUUCCCCCUUUCUAUUUAUCAUAGCCAUGGAGUACCUUAGUAGGAUGCUAAGUGAAUUAAGGCAUCAGAAUGAAUAUAAGUUCCAUCAAAGGUGGGAAGAGUUGGGCAUCACACAUCUCAACCUUGUUGAUGAUCUAAUGUUAUUUGCAAUGGGUGACAAGGAAUCUGUAAAAGUACUUCACCAAUGCUUCCAGCAAUUCUUAUCUGCCUCAGGCCUACAAGAAAACUUAGCAAAAAGUGCCAUAUGCUUUGGAGGGGUGUCAAUAUCAUAA
Molecule: messenger RNA, 663 nt
Organism: Nicotiana tabacum (common tobacco)
Lineage: Eukaryota; Viridiplantae; Streptophyta; Magnoliopsida; Solanales; Solanaceae
Source: RefSeq, a predicted model, not a curated record